GGCGGCGGCGGCGUGGGGGUACAGCGGGUCAGAUCUCCGGGGAAUGCCGACAGACAGCACCCUGCUCCACCUGUUCGCCGGAGGAUGUGGUGGCACAGCUGGAGCUAUCCUGACCUGUCCCCUGGAAGUGGUGAAGACACGUCUACAGUCAUCUCAGCUGACACUACGACCUCUGUGCUUUUCGGAGAUACAGCUGCCAGCAAUGGGUGUGAGGCUGAUGAACCCCACUCGACAACCUCCUGGAGUGCUCAAAUUGCUGAGGGCCAUCCUUGAGAAAGAAGGCAUGCGAUCCCUGUUCCGAGGUCUGGGUCCAAACAUUGUUGGGGUUGCUCCUUCCAGGGCUAUAUAUUUUGCUGCCUAUUCUAGUGCUAAGGAGAGGCUCAAUGCUGUCCUUGUACCCGAGUCCAAGAAAGUACACAUGCUAUCAGCAGCCUGUGCAGGCAUUACUUCUUCUACACUCACCAACCCUAUCUGGUUAGUGAAAACCAGGAUGCAACUGGAAGCCAGGGAGAAGGGAGAAAUGGCCAGCAAUGCUCUCCAAUGUGCCAUGCGUGUGUACCACACUGAAGGCCUUCGUGGAUUUUACCGUGGUAUCACUGCCUCCUAUGCUGGAGUGUCAGAGACUAUCAUACACUUUGUUAUCUAUGAAGCACUGAAACAGCAGCUGAGAAACAGCCAUCAUUCCCUUUCCCCACCACUCACACUGUCACCAAACAGCCGUGAUUUCUUUGGAUUAAUGGGAGCUGCUGCUAUCUCCAAAGCAUGUGCUUCAUGUGUUGCAUAUCCACACGAGGUCAUUCGGACACGGUUGCGAGAAGAAGGGUCACGGUACCGUUCCUUUACACAAACUCUGCAGCUCGUGGUCCAUGAAGAGGGACCCUUGGCUUUGUACCGAGGGCUCCUGGCUCACCUGAUCCGCCAGAUCCCAAACACAGCUAUCAUGAUGGCUACCUAUGAACUCAUCAUAUAUUUGGCCUCUUCCACCUUAUGAGCACACUGUAGCACCUGGCUGAGGCUACUGUAGAGAUACAGAGACCUCAUGGCCCUGAAAACAUUGUGUUUUUCCAUGCUUCAAGAGGUGGUGUUUUUCAUUCCAUAUCAGAACUGGGUCAGGCAUGGCAUUCUCAGGACAAACAACUAUGUUUUGAAAGGUUUUUUACUCAUAUGUGCAAAUGUAGCCUUUCUUCUUUCUGGAGACUUUAUUAUUCCAGUGCUUCCAAGAUGUCAGGGCACUGGUUUGACAGUGCCUGCUGUAAACUCCCUGUAUGAAACGAGGGCUUGGAACUUCCUGGGAAGGAGACAAAGAAGGCCUAAGAGUAUCUUAGCCUCAGCAUGUCCACUGCUUUCGGACCCAGUAAUAACUGGGUAGAGUUGAACAUGAAGACAUGCUAGAGCCACGACAUCUGAGAACUGCAGCAAGCAGAGAGAUCUGCUGCUGAGACCUUUCAUGCCCUCAGAAGGGCACUUUCAUUCUCACCUACUGUGUUACCUUCUGCCCGAAAGGAGGAUUUCUCAACCUUGAUUGCCAGCAAAUGUCAUGUUGCAGAAUCUUCUUUUGGGUCCAUAACAUGUUGCAGCCAUUGCCCCCAUGAUGUGUCAGGCAGUUGAGUGCCUCUUCUGGUCUUCCAGGGUCUUGAAUGAUCACACCAAAGUAGAUCAAGGGAAGCAUGAAGCAGUGCCCUAAAAACUCAUGUUACUGGGCUAACAGGCAUGCUUUGCCAAUAUCUGUCGACACCUGCUUCCCUCAGAAGUGCUGGGGCUGUUCUGCUACAAGCUGGAACCCCUGGUGUGAAAAAAACUUUCAUGCUGGUAAAGAAAGUAGAGCAGCUGACAAGAGGCAUGAAACUGAAGAUUUGACCCAUUUCUACUGAUACACUAAAUGUAUGAAAAGAGCCUUGAUAUUUUUUUCUGUAAUCAAGAAUUCAGUUUAGUGCAUCUAUUAUACUUGCCGGAGACAGGCUGGGAUGCCUUCUGUUCAUCUAUGUUUCUGUGUUCUGAGGAAGGCUAUGCUGUGUUUACAAAGACUAGUUUGACUCAUAGAAAAGUGUGGGAUAGGGUCAGGGAUGACAUUUUUUUCUUCUUUCAACGCAUACGCUAAAAAGUGUGACUUUUCCCUGAUACUAAGCAGUCAUUUCUGGACAACCUCCAGUCUGAGACGUGAGGCCACACUGACUGUUUCCUUCUCUGCCUGUGAAAAACUACAAAAGCCCUGAACAUUUAUUUGAAACCAUUUAUUUUAAAAUCCACUUUGUUUCCUCA
Molecule: messenger RNA, 2259 nt
Organism: Calypte anna (Anna's hummingbird)
Lineage: Eukaryota; Metazoa; Chordata; Aves; Apodiformes; Trochilidae
Product: solute carrier family 25 member 33
Exons: 7
Coding region: 44-991 (315 amino acids)
Biological process (GO): pyrimidine nucleotide import into mitochondrion
Cellular component (GO): mitochondrion
Molecular function (GO): pyrimidine nucleotide transmembrane transporter activity
Source: RefSeq, a predicted model, not a curated record